Musca vetustissima is the source of this 870-nucleotide messenger RNA. Its product is annotated as SET domain-containing protein SmydA-8-like. The transcript has a single exon. The record is from RefSeq and is a predicted model, not a curated record. Gene Ontology annotation, molecular function: protein binding. The annotation marks the transcript as partial. NCBI's taxonomy places the organism in Eukaryota, Metazoa, Arthropoda, Insecta, Diptera, Muscidae.
AUGCCUUUAAAAUUUAAUAUUACUACGGAAAAUCUGAAGAAGCUAAUCGACACCCAUAUGGGCCCAGAACUAUUAAAAGAAAAUAAUUCGUGGGAGGUAUUAGAAUCACCUUUGUCGGGACGUGGUAUAUUUGCGGUGCGUGAAAUAGCUGCUGGAGAGGUGAUAUUACGCGAUAUUGCCUUGACGGUGGGGCCGACAAAUUCUUCCACUCAAACAAUUUGUGUUGUGUGUUAUAAACACCUAGAGGGCAAUGACCCAGAUAUUAUGUGUAAAAAUGGCUGCACUUUGCCCUUGUGCGGGGACUGUUCAAAUGUUAGUACCCACUCAACAGAGUGUGAACUAUUUAGACGCUGGAAACCCAAAGAGACAACAAAAAUCUCUCCCCAACUGUUGCGGUUUGUCUCCAUUGUUCGCUGUUUAUUUCUCAGUGACACCCAGCGUAGGUUAUUACUUGCCCUACAGGCCAAUAACGACAAAUACUAUGUGAAGGAACUAGAAAAAGUUGCUGCCGGCUUUACAAACUUCCCCAGCGAUCGUGAGCUAUUGGAGUAUUUCCAAUUCAGCAUUGCUGCCUUCAAUACCAAUGCCUUUGAAGGCAACUGCCAUCAACAGAUGGAACAACAGACAGCCGGCCGAGUUCGUGCCUUAUUUCCAUUGGCAUCAUUGAUGAAUCAUCAGUGUACCCCGAAUGCUGAUCAUUAUUUUGAAAAUCCCCAGACACUUGUCAUUUAUGCGACACGUCGCAUAGAGCGCGGUGAGGAGAUUGUCACAUCAUACACAAAAUUACUUUGGAGUUCGUUGAUGCGAAAAAUGUUCCUCAAAAUGACAAAACAUUUUGAAUGUUGCUGUCCCAGAUGUUUAGAUCCGACG